Molecule: messenger RNA, 2673 nt
Organism: Schistocerca cancellata (South American locust)
Lineage: Eukaryota; Metazoa; Arthropoda; Insecta; Orthoptera; Acrididae
Product: dentin sialophosphoprotein-like
Exons: 3
Coding region: 1-2673 (890 amino acids)
Source: RefSeq, a predicted model, not a curated record
AUGAGGACUGUGUUUCUCCUAAGUGCAGUGCUUGCAGCUGCGUACGCAAGGCCUGCUGUCUUGUCGGAAGCUGCGCCAUCACCAUGCUCGACAAAGACAGGGGCAACCAGUGCUGCCAUCCUGAAGGAUAGAAUUGGAGCAGUCAUGCAAAAAGGAGACGCCGCAUCGGUUAGCAGUGAAUCGGCCCAGUCUGAAAGGGCCAGUUCCGAAACUUCACGUUUGUCUUCUUCAGCUAAGAAACCCAACAGUUCCCCAGAGAGCAAGCUGAACCCUAACCGUAACAUAGGUCCCAUUUUAGGUAGCAAAACGCCCUCAUCUGACUCUAUCAGUCCGUCUCAAAUGUCACAACUAUCUAAGAAUGCUGCUAGUCAUCAGGACAUUGAUAGCUCCGAAACGUCCAACUUGUUUCCUUCCCGUGAAACACAAGACAGUUCAUUAGAGAUCAAGUUGAACGGCAACAGUAAGGUGGGGCCUACUUCAGGUAGCAAAACGCCCUCACCUGACUCCAUUAGUCCGUCUCGAACGUCGCCAAAAUCUAAGAAUGUUGUUCGUCUUCAGGAUAGUGAUAGCUACGAAACGUCCAAGCUGUCUCCUUAUCCUGAAAAACCUGCCAGUUCCCCAGAGAGCAAGUUGAACCCCAACCGCAAUGUAGGUCUCUCUUCAGGUAGCAAAAUGCGGUCGCCUGACUCUGUUAGUUCAUCUCAGACGUUGCCACAAUUUAAGAAUGCUGCUAGUCUUCAGGAUAUAGAUAGCUCCGAAACGUCCAACCUGUCUCCUUCCCGUGACAGUUCAUUAGAGAUAAACUUUAACGAUAACGGUAAGACAGGGCCUACUUCUGGUAGAAAAAUACCCUCACCUGACUCCAUUAGUCCGUCUCGAACGUCGCCAAAAUCUAAGAAUGUUGUUCGUCUUCAGGAUAUUGACAGCUACGAAACGUCCAAUAUGUCUCCUUCCGAAAAACCUGCCAGUUCCCCAGAGAGCAAGUUGAACCCCAACCGUCAAGUAGGUCUCAUUUCUGGUAGCAAAAUGCCCUCACCUGCCUCCGUUAGUCAGUCUCCAACGUCGUCAGCUUCUAAGGGUAUUGACAGCUCCGAGACGCCUAACUCGUCUCCUUCUGCCGUAACACCUCAGAGGUCCACAGAAAGCAAACUGAACGACAAUCUGCAGACAGCUCUAGCUUCUGCUGGCCAAGUGCCCUCAGCUGGCUCCAUCAGUCAGUCUCAGACAUCUUUAGUUCCUAAGAAUGCUGCUACUCUCCAGGAUAUUGACAGCUCCGAAACAUCCAUCUCGUCUCCUUCUGCCGAAAAAGCUGACUGUUCCCCAGAGAGCGUGUCGAACACCAACAAUAUGGUAGGUCUCGCUUCUGGUAACAAAGUGCCCUCAACUGGCUCCAUUAGUCCAUCUGAAACAUCUGCAGCUCCUAAGAAAGCUGCUAGUCUUCAGGAUAUUGACAGCUCCGAGACGUCUAAACCGUCUUCUUCCAACGAAAGUAUGUUGGAUAACAGUUCGGAGAAUCUCUCUUCCGCUGGUAAAAUGCCCUCACCUGAUUCUUUUACUCCUUCUGAAAGAUCUCCAUCCGUUACUAAUGCAAAAAAAGAAUUUGAAACAUCUGGCGUAUCCGAUUCUGCUCAAAAGCCCAACGAUGACUUACUGGGCAGCAACACAUUCCAGAAUGCUCCUGUAAGUAACUUGCGAGACACUUCUUCUGUUAACCCUCAAGAAAGCGUUUCUAAACGUCUUGGCAAUAUUGCCCGUGUAGAUACCUCUGCUACUUUUCAACCUACCAACAAGCCCAAAGCUGAUUCGCCUGACAGCAGCUCAUUAGGGAAUCUUGCUGACAGCAACUUUCCAUCGAGUCACUCCUCUGACUCGCAAGACUACCUCUCCCCUGCCAGUGAUCCUCGCUAUCCCAUUAAUAGCCUAUUUCCUUCUGCAUCUGCCACUCCUGGUCUUGGUUUGUACCAUGCUGCCGGUUACUGGCUUUGUACCGGGCCGUUCUACAGUCAUCAAGCCAACAGUGACAGCGUGAACCUUCCCGUUACAAUGACGUACCCACCACCUAGUUCUAACAAGGCCAUGUUUGGUCUUUCUACAAGCACCCCGCUUGCUGGUCUUUCUGCCGAUAGAUUUUCCCCCGACGACAUUGCUCACUCCAGCAAUGCUAUGCACAAUGCUGAUGGGGCAGUUCUCACAGACUGGCCAGCUAGCUUCACUCCGACUCUGCGACAGCUGUCACUCGAUGAAUUAAGUAAGGUCGGGGCGGUCUUGGCGGCUGAGGAUCCAGCAGCAGUUGCCCAUGCUGCUGACACUCCAGCGUUCGCCGUUGUCGGUCCAUCGGCUGCACCGGUGGAGUUGUCUGCAGGCACCGCCUCAUCUUCUGCUCCACAGAGCCAGGCACCGAACACCGUCACCUUCGGUGGCGUUCCAGUUCGCGUGUGGGCGCCACCAGCUGCACCAUCAGCGACCCAGUAUCCACGGAUCAUCAACUUUGGUGGCGUUCCCGUGCCCGCCAACGUCCAAGAGGCAGCAGCUGCUCGUAACACCAUCAACUUCGGUGGCGUCCCUCUUCGUACACUAAGCCAUCCGGCAACUGUGCCACUGAGUGUGAUUUCAAACACCAUCAACUUCAGUGGUUGGCCCGUUCGUCCUGUGGUCAACAGCCUGCUGCACUAA